Messenger RNA from Gavialis gangeticus (Gharial), 3310 nucleotides. RefSeq names its product pellino E3 ubiquitin protein ligase 1 (gene PELI1). Lineage: Eukaryota; Metazoa; Chordata; Crocodylia; Gavialidae. Bases 90 to 1346 code for a protein of 418 amino acids. The record is from RefSeq and is a predicted model, not a curated record. Gene Ontology annotation, biological process: regulation of Toll signaling pathway; protein K48-linked ubiquitination. Gene Ontology annotation, molecular function: ubiquitin protein ligase activity; protein binding. The transcript has 6 exons.
UUACCUUUUGUUUUUAUAGGAAAUAAUGAAAAAAGUGUGCCAGCAGUCUUGAUCAGAAACUGGAAUUUGAGAAGUCACUAACUAAGCUCAUGUUUUCUCCUGAUCAAGAAAAUCAUCCUUCUAAAGCACCAGUAAAAUAUGGUGAACUGAUUGUGUUAGGAUACAAUGGCUCUCUGCCAAAUGGAGAUAGAGGAAGAAGGAAAAGUAGAUUUGCUUUAUUUAAAAGAACCAAGGCAAAUGGGGUGAAACCCAGCACUGUGCAUAUUGCCUGCACCCCACAGGCAGCAAAGGCAAUAAGCAACAAGGACCAACAUAGCAUAUCAUAUACCUUAUCUCGGGCCCAGACUGUGGUGGUUGAAUAUACACAUGACAGCAACACUGACAUGUUUCAGAUUGGCCGGUCAACAGAAAGCCCAAUUGACUUUGUUGUGACAGAUACAGUUCCUGGAAGUCAGAGUAAUUCAGAUACACAGUCAGUACAGAGCACUAUAUCAAGGUUUGCUUGCAGAAUCAUAUGUGAACGGAACCCUCCUUUCACAGCAAGAAUAUAUGCUGCAGGAUUCGACUCAUCCAAAAACAUCUUUCUUGGGGAGAAGGCUGCCAAGUGGAAGACGUCAGAUGGGCAGAUGGAUGGAUUAACCACAAAUGGAGUUCUUGUUAUGCAUCCACGCAAUGGGUUUACCGAGGACUCCAAACCAGGGGUGUGGAGGGAGAUAUCUGUGUGUGGGAAUGUAUUCAGUCUGCGUGAAACCAGAUCUGCUCAACAGAGGGGAAAAAUGGUUGAGAAUGAAACCAACCAACUCCAAGAUGGCUCACUGAUUGAUCUGUGUGGAGCUACAUUGCUAUGGCGCACUGCAGAAGGCCUUUCACGUACUCCUACAGUGAAGCAUUUGGAGGCCCUAAGACAGGAAAUAAAUGCAGCCAGGCCUCAGUGUCCAGUGGGGUUUAACACAUUGGCAUUUCCUAGCAUGAAGAGGAAGGAUGUUGUCGAUGAAAAGCAGCCUUGGGUGUAUCUGAACUGUGGCCAUGUACAUGGCUAUCACAACUGGGGAAACAAAGAGGAGAGAGACGGGAAGGAUCGGGAGUGCCCCAUGUGCCGCUCUGUUGGCCCCUACGUGCCUCUGUGGCUUGGAUGCGAAGCUGGAUUUUAUGUGGAUGCAGGACCUCCAACUCACGCAUUCAGCCCAUGUGGACACGUGUGCUCAGAAAAGACAACAGCAUAUUGGUCCCAAAUUCCUCUUCCUCAUGGUACUCAUACUUUUCAUGCAGCCUGUCCAUUCUGUGCACAUCAGCUGGCUGGUGAACAAGGUUACAUCAGACUUAUUUUCCAAGGACCUCUUGACUAACACACAUGCCACCAAGAACUGCAUUAAACUUAUAAGCUAAGCUCUGAUUUUAAACCAACUGUCUCAUUCUCUGGGCUUUGACAGUUUGCAUUAAAAUGAAGAUUUUUUUUUUGUUUUGUUUUUUGUUAGAGCAGCUAAAUCCCUCUCUACAUCAGGAAAAGUCUGGAGAAAAAAAGAGAAUUUAUGGGGCAAGGGUUUUUGCCUCUUUGAUUAGUGACUACUUUUAAAGUGGGGAAAGGAGUUAUGCAGAGAGAAAUAUGAUGCCUUCAAUUUAAUGUUUUUGGAUGACAUGCCCUUGGUAACUUAAAAGUUGUUUUGUAUAACAGAGGGUAAAAUGGUCAGCUCAAUUGACAUUAGUUUACAGCUUUGAUGCAAAUGUUGUAAAAUAUAGCAACCUGUAUAUUAACUUUUUCUAUUUAUCUUUAUUAUUGAAAAUAUCCUAGAGCGUUUUAGAGUAGCAUGGUAGUAGUGUGUUACAUCCAUCGACUGGAUGUGUAGAUUAGUUCUGGGUGGGCAAGUUAAGGAAAGAAAAAAAGUAGAGAUUUUUUUUAAUUUAAAAUAAUACUGAGUUCCUAGAAUAGCUGAAAACUUUUAAAAAUAAUGCAAAUUAAAUUGUUGUUAAAGUGUGCUUAACCACAUGAAAGUUAAGAUGGACCUCUUGAAAUGUCCCUCCAUUGGAUAGGAACGUAAUAAAAGUACUGAUCACAAGAAAGCAUUUACCUAGUUCUUUGAAUAUGCAAUUUAAUCUAAAUUUAAGGAUUUUUCUCCCUUAGUAUUAGUCUCUUUAUUUAGUAUUAGUAACAUUUGUGGGGUUUUAAUUUAAACAGUAACAGAGCAGAUAGAAACCCCCUAAAAACAAGGCUCAGCCAUUUUUUCACUAUUGGAAAAACUUGCAAAUUAGCCAAAAAGGUGAGGGGUUUUUUUUUUUUUCCUUGUUCUUUUAUUUUUUUCCCCUUGAAAUUGGGUCUGACCAGUUGCAGAAUCUCUGUUGAAAACUACAAGGGCAGGUAGGAGGCCAGCUUGCUUUUACUACAUAUGCCUUUCAGCUCCAGGGAGGUGAGUGCACAUAUGCAGUUAGACCACGAGUGAUAGGAAAUAACAGCCUGGUACCUAAUGGAUGUUUUGACUACAUCCCAGGGCCAGUGACUUAUUUGGCUCAAUUGGAAGUCUUUGCUCAGGAAAAGCUCAGGUUGAGACUGAGUUGGAUUUGCAGAGCUGCGUGUGGGAAGCUUGCAUGAAGGCUAUUCACACUACGGCUGAUUCAAGUCAGUGCUUAGUCUCGCUUUCAAUAACCACCCAAAAUGCUCUCCUGUCUUUGCUCCCUCCUCCAUCUCUUACCAGCAGAGGCUGUGCACUACAUGCAGCUUGAUGCUAACCCCACCAUACUUUGUGACAAAUGUACAACCUGAUAUUUAAGGAUUGAGUUGAGCUCUGUGUUUUUGUUUCAUUUUUUAAUCGGCUAUUAAACUCUUUUUUUUUUGUUGUUGUUUUGGAAAUAUGUACUGCAUAAAUUGACAGUAGCAAAUUCCUGUACUCUGUAGCAUAGCUACCCCCCUCUCCCCUUCACACCCUUUCUAAACUUUCCCUGGUAAAAACAAAAUGACCUGUGUUGCUUAAGUCACAGAUUUUAUUUUGAUUCUCAAGAAUUGUUUCUACAUUUUAAAAAGAAAUGGUAUAUAUUGUUUGGUUCACUCAGGAAAUGCAUGUCAGGAAGUCUGUAUUAUAAGUUUAGUUAGCUGUCAUGUACAAGUAACUGCUGUUACACCCCUUUCAUAGAAAUAUAACUAAUUUUGACGUUUUUCAGAUUGUUAUAUGCAUUAAGUAAUGAGACUUAUGCAGCAAGGAUCCCCUGUAUUGUACUUGUUCUAAUCAUUUAUAUUAAGACUAUAUUAUACUGUAGUUUAAUUUUUAUUUGCAAAUUAAUUUAUUCAAACUAUGUGAGUAAACACUUUUCAAAAAUAGGA